CUCUCUUCUUCCAGUUGGCUCUUCCACUUCCGCCCUCCCAUCAGCGCAAUCGCCGCCGAUUCCCCCCGUCCAAUCUGCCUUCGCCAGUUCCCCCAUCGCAAGGAGUGCAGCCAAUGUCUUUUGAUCUCAACAACGAGCAUCCAUCAAUUAUUCGAUUGUUUUGUUUUAUGAACCGAGGUAGGCUCUGGUGUUUGCGGAGGAUCUUGUUCCGUCAUUGGACUUGAGGAGACGUGCUGCUUGGUUUCAAAAAACUAUACUUUAUUUUCUUCGCAUCUUGUGAGGAAUUUCCACAUUGGGAUUUAAGGUUAUUGUUAGAUAGUUGAGACGUGUAUAUUGUAAAUGGGGAAAGGGAAAUCAUUGUUGCCUCCUGGUUUUCGGUUUUCUCCAACUGAUGUAGAGCUUGUACAAUAUUAUUUGAAGAGGAAAGUAAUGGGGAAAAGACUCCGUUAUAACUUCGUUGCAGAGGUUGACAUUCAUAAGUACGCUCCUUGGGAUCUUCCAGACAAAUCUAGUUGGCAAAGUGGAGAUUUAAAAUGGUACUUCUUUUGUCCGACAGAAAGGAAGUACCCAACUGGGGCUAGAACGAAACGUACAACUGAAUGUGGUUACUGGAAGGCCACAGGAAAUGACAGAUCUGUUCUUUACAAUGGUGAAGUUGCGGGCAAGAUAAAAACAUUGGUUUUUCAUACAGGUCGAGCUCCAAAAAGAGACCGAACAGACUGGGUUAUGCAUGAGUAUAGGCUUGAAUCUAAGGACCUAGCUAAUCGUGGUGUGCCUCAGGAAUCGUAUGUGCUCUGUACCAUUUCAAAAAGAAGGGCCAGGGCCAGAAAUGGUGCACAAUAUGGUGCGCCCCUUAUGGAGGAAGACUGGAGUGAUGAUGAGGCUGAAAAUUGUUCAGAAGCAGUCCCACAUGCAAAUAUGCCUGUACCAAACCUUGUUCUGCCGAGUGACUACAAUAGUUCCAUCACUACUAGCACGUACACCCAUGAUGGUAUACGCAUAGGUCCUUCAUCUGAAUCGUGUAUAUCAGAUGUUGUACCACUUUCUUGCAAUGUUUCCCAACUGGUUUCCAGCAAUCAUGCUACAGUGGAGGAGCCUCAUACUUCUGAGGAUGAUAUCCUGUCAAUGUUGGCUUGCUUCUCAGAAGAAAGCCCUUCAUUAUUUGAAGAAAACGAAAAAAAUAAGGAGGUUGGUAAUGCCAUUCCUGUUGGAAAUGCUAGUGCAACGCCUCAUCUCGUUAUUAAUGAUAUGUAUGACAAUUUAGGAGAUUUGGGCAAGGCAGCAAGAGUCGGUGAAGAAGGAUGUAGUUUCUCCAGUUUGCCAAAUUCUGUUUGUGCUCCGGGUCAAAUCCCACUAGGUGACCAUGAGCAAUAUUUGGAGCUGGAUGAUCUUGGCGAACCAUUGAAUUACCGUGAUUCUACAUACACUCAGCCUCCUUCUAUGUUCGGUCAGCCUCAUGCUUCGCUGGGAGAGACAUCUUUUCAGGGUGAAGACCAGUUGAACGUGUUUGAUAACGUGAACUUCUGAAGUUAUUAUUGCACUCCAGUCUUUCAAACCAAACUUGUUAAAACGGUUUCGCUAACUUUCAGAAGUUCACCUUCUCAAACACAAACUUUGAGUUAAUUCUGCACUUUCUUUUUCGUUGUUACGACAGAGCAGUAGUAAAUCCUAAUUCACUAGUUGGGUGUUGGAUUUGAAUCGCGUCACCAUGUUGUACAAAAAUUGUGACAUGGUAUGACCAAUGAUUGCUUAGUAAUUUAACAUGUUAUAACUAAUUCACUUGUGCUAUAACAAUUUUUGUUUCCUA
This is a messenger RNA of Malus domestica (apple), 1807 nucleotides long. Its product is annotated as NAC domain-containing protein 82-like. The record is from RefSeq and is marked provisional. NCBI's taxonomy places the organism in Eukaryota, Viridiplantae, Streptophyta, Magnoliopsida, Rosales, Rosaceae. Gene Ontology annotation, molecular function: DNA binding. Gene Ontology annotation, biological process: regulation of DNA-templated transcription.